Anneissia japonica is the source of this 841-nucleotide messenger RNA. RefSeq lists its product as uncharacterized. Lineage: Eukaryota; Metazoa; Echinodermata; Crinoidea; Comatulida; Comatulidae. Bases 161 to 841 code for a protein of 226 amino acids. The transcript has 3 exons. The record is from RefSeq and is a predicted model, not a curated record.
CAUUCUUUUGUAUAAUAGGCCUAAUCGACAAGGGGGUCGAUGUUGAAAUAAAUAAGAAUGCAACUUGCAUUGGUGAUUACGCAUGAAUUAAUGAUUCACCUAUUAAAGUUAUUAGACCGACGAUUAUCUUGAUCAUUCUGGAGCUUAAAAUUCAGAAGAAAUGGUGAAAGAAAUGGCAGUUCUAAAAGUAUGUUUUUAUUUUCUGCUUAUAAUCCCCCUCGCCAGAGCGGAUAUGCCCCCUUGUGCUAAUACGGAAACAGAGGCAGUAUAUCGUGGUCGUAAUCGGUGGACAUUGCCUGACCCCUUACUGGCUUAUAACAACACCGACAUGCACAUUUGUUCCGUUUUCUGUCGAAAAAACACUCAGUGCAAGUCGUUCGCGUUCGCAGACGGAACCUGUAGUCUGUAUACAAUCCAGGUGGCCAAAAAUACACGACGACUUGUACGAGACGAGUCUUCGGUUCACUUUGAUAGCCUGCCAAUACCGAACCGAUCACCAGGAAAGAGUUAUUUUGGAGCAUGUUCUAAUGGCAAUUUGUGUCAACAUGGAUCAAUUUGUGAGAAUGAUUGUACUGAUCGGGGAUACAGUUGUGUAUGCGCUAAAGGUUUUCGAGGUAUUAACUGUGAGCAUGUUGAAGUUACAUCAGCGUACUUCAAGGUAUCAACGCAAGAAAAAUUCUCCUGUACCGGACAUACAAAAACUAGUGUCGUAAGAUGCAGUCGUGCGUGCGUGCUAUCAGCCUCGUGUAUCGCAUUUUACGAUUGUGAAGAAUGCGUAUUGAUAACCACCUUAGAGAACGUGACCAACGUGCAGUUUAUUAAGUAUAGUAGACUACAGUAG